Messenger RNA from Amaranthus tricolor (Joseph's coat), 801 nucleotides. Its product is annotated as protein FAR1-RELATED SEQUENCE 2-like. Gene Ontology annotation, biological process: regulation of DNA-templated transcription. The record is from RefSeq and is a predicted model, not a curated record. NCBI's taxonomy places the organism in Eukaryota, Viridiplantae, Streptophyta, Magnoliopsida, Caryophyllales, Amaranthaceae. The transcript is spliced from 3 exons. The coding region runs from base 1 to 801 and encodes 266 amino acids.
AUGACUGUGGAUAUCAGGCAGCACAUACGAGAUCUAAGUGCAACUGGCAUGCAACCAGCAUUUAUAAUGUCUUCAAUUAGAAGAAAUUUUCCUCGUUUUUAUGCUAGUAUGAAUCAAAUUUACAAUGAGAGACAGUCAAUCAGGAGAGAAGAGAUGGAUGGUAGGACUCCUCUUCAACACUGUCUGUAUAUGGCCACGGAGCAUAAUUAUGUAGUUUGGAGGGACUUGGAUAGUGAGGAUCAGUUGACUAGAUUAUUGAUUGCAAAUCCAACUUCUAUCCAGAUGCUACGUUCGUGGCCCCAUGUUGUGUUGAUAGACACAACGUACAAAACGAAUAAGCAAAAGUGGCCCCUUUGCGAAAUCAUUGGAAUGACGCCAACGAAUCAUAAUUUCUUGGUUGCAUUAUGUUUGAUGCGAGAUGAGGCGGCUGUGUCUUAUUCUUGGGUGUUGGAGAGGUUGAGGGAUAUUUACGGGACAGUGCAGACGCCGGAUAUAAUCGUAACGGAUCGGGAUGAGGGUUUGUCUGCAGCUAUUCAUGCUGUCUUUCCAGAUGUACGACAUCUAUUAUGCGUAUGGCAUAUUGGCAAUGACGUGGAGAACAUGGUCGAUAAAUUGUGUGGCGGCAAGAAAAAUCAACAGGGCCAGUUAUUCAGGCAAACAAAAUGGAACCCCUUGGUUAACAGUAUGACGAUCGCCGAUUUUGAAAACAGAUGGGAAGGGAUUGUGUCCACUUGGUCGACUAGGAACCGGAGAGUGGAUGACAUGCAGACUCAUCCUGACCAAGAGACUCUUCCCGACUAA